UCUGGCGUCUGGAGAGCCCCCCCUUCCACCUCCCCCUCCCAGCACUGUCCAUUGGCUUGUCCUGGUCUCUUUUUCAUGUCCAGCCCCUGAUGUGUGUCCAUUGGUGUUAGCCUACCCUUCCCUCCUCCCCUUCUCUCCUGCUCGCCCUGCCCAUGUUUUGUAUGUCUCUGUCCAUCCAGGCUCCUGACGUUCAAGUUCGCAGGGACGUCACGUCCGCACUUGAACUUGCAGCUCAGGGGGGCUUUUGCCAUUUUUUUCAUCUCUCUCUCUCUCUCUCCCUCUCUCUCUCCCUCUCUCUCUCCCUCUAUCUCUCCUCUCUCUUUUUUUUUUUGCCCAAAAAAAAAAGCCAUGACGGCUCUCCCACAAUUCAUCUUCCCUGCGCCAUCUUUGUAUUAUUUCUAAUUUAUUUUGGAUGUCAAAAGGCACUGAUGAAGAUAUUUUCUCUGGAGUCUCCGUCUUUCUAACCCGGCUCUCCCGAUGUGAACCGAGCUGUAGUUCACCAGCCGCCGCCGCCGCCGCCGCCGCCUCCUCCUACUCCACAACCCACCAUGUCUCGCCGCAAGCAAGGCAAGCCCCAGCACUUAAGCAAACGGGAAUUCUCGCCCGAACCUCUUGAAGCCAUUCUUACGGAUGAUGAACCAGACCACGGCACGUUGGGAGCGCCAGAAGGGGACCAUGACCUUCUCACCUGUGGGCAAUGCCAGAUGAACUUCCCAUUGGGGGACAUUCUCAUUUUUAUUGAGCACAAACGGAAACAAUGCAAUGGCAGUCUCUGUUUAGAGAAAGCUGUGGAUAAGCCACCCUCACCUUCGCCAGUUGAGAUGAAAAAGGCAUCCAAUCCUGUGGAGGUUGGCAUCCAGGUCACGCCAGAAGAUGACGAUUGUUUAUCAACGUCAUCUAGAGGAAUUUGCCCCAAACAGGAACAUAUAGCAGAUAAACUUCUGCACUGGAGGGGACUUUCUUCCCCUCGUUCUGCACAUGGAGCUCUUAUUCCCACACCCGGGAUGAGUGCAGAAUACGCCCCACAGGGUAUUUGUAAAGAUGAGCCCAGCAGCUACACAUGUACAACUUGCAAACAGCCAUUCACCAGUGCAUGGUUUCUCUUGCAACACGCACAGAACACUCACGGAUUAAGAAUCUACUUAGAAAGCGAACACGGAAGCCCCCUGACCCCGCGGGUUGGUAUCCCUUCAGGACUAGGUGCAGAGUGUUCCCAGCCUCCACUUCAUGGGAUUCAUAUUGCAGACAGUAACCCCUUUAACCUGCUAAGAAUACCAGGAUCGGUAUCGAGAGAGGCUUCGGGUCUCGGCGAAGGGCGCUUUCCACCCACCCCCCCUUUGUUUAGUCCUCCACCGAGACAUCAUUUGGAUCCCCAUCGCAUAGAGCGCCUAGGGGCAGAAGAAAUGGCCCUGGCCACCCAUCACCCGAGUGCCUUUGACAGGGUGUUGCGGUUGAAUCCUAUGGCUAUGGAGCCUCCCGCUAUGGAUUUCUCUAGGAGACUUAGAGAGUUGGCAGGGAACACGUCUAGCCCACCGCUGUCCCCAAGCCGGCCCAGCCCUAUGCAAAGGUUACUGCAGCCAUUCCAGCCAGGUAGCAAGCCGCCCUUUCUAGCUACGCCCCCCCUCCCUCCUCUACAGUCUGCCCCUCCUCCCUCCCAGGCCCCAGUCAAGUCCAAGUCCUGCGAAUUCUGCGGGAAGACGUUCAAAUUCCAGAGCAACCUGGUAGUGCACCGGCGGAGCCACACGGGCGAGAAGCCAUACAAGUGCAACCUCUGCGACCACGCGUGCACCCAGGCCAGCAAGCUCAAGCGCCACAUGAAGACCCACAUGCACAAGUCGUCCCCCAUGACGGUCAAGUCGGACGACGGCCUGUCCACCGCCAGCUCCCCGGAGCCCGGGACCAGCGACCUGGUGGGCAGCGCCAGCAGCGCCCUCAAGUCGGUGGUGGCCAAGUUCAAGAGCGAGAACGACCCCAACAUGAUCCCGGAGAACGGGGACGAGGAGGAAGAGGAGGACGACGAGGAAGAGGAAGAAGAGGAGGAAGAGGAGGAGGAGGACCUGACGGAGAGCGAGAGGGUGGACUACGGCUUCGGCCUGAGCCUGGAGGCGGCCCGCCACCACGAGAACAACUCCCGGGCUGGCGAGGAGAACCGCUCCAUCCCCGACGUGAUGCAGGGCAUGGUGCUGAGCUCCAUGCAGCACUUCAGCGAAGCCUUCCACCAGGUCCUGGGCGAGAAGCAUAAGCGAGGCCACCUGUCUGAGUCCGAGGUGCACAGGGACACUUGCGACGAAGACUCAGUCGCGGGAGAAUCCGACCGCAUAGACGAUGGCACUGUCAACGGGCGCGGCUGCUCCCCGGGAGAGUCGGCGUCGGGGGGCUUGUCCAAAAAGCUGCUCCUGGGCAGCCCCAGUUCGCUGAGCCCUUUCUCCAAGCGCAUUAAGCUCGAAAAGGAGUUCGACCUGCCCGCCACCGCGAUGCCCAACACCGAAAACGUUUACUCCCAGUGGCUCGCCGGCUACGCGGCGUCCCGGCAGCUCAAAGACCCCUUUCUCAACUUCGGAGACUCCAGACAAUCGCCUUUUGCCUCGUCCUCAGAGCACUCGUCGGAGAACGGCAGUUUGCGCUUCUCCACGCCGCCCGGGGAGAUGGACGGAGGCAUUUCGGGCCGCAGCGGCACGGGAAGCGGUGGGAGCACUCCGCAUAUUAGUGGCCCGGGCCCUGGCAGGCCCAGCUCAAAAGAGGGCAGACGCAGCGACACUUGUUCUUCACACACCCCCAUUCGGCGUAGUGCCCAGAGAGCUCAAGAUGUGUGGCAGUUUUCGGAUGGAAGCUCGAGAGCCCUUAAAUUCUGAGAAAAUUUGAUGCCCUUUCCCCCCACCCAAGGCAGGGUGGGAUGUCCUGCCGCCCAGCCGACUUCAGAGCGUGGUCUGUCAUCCUGCUAGUUUGUGAUGUUUUCUGACAGUAGCCUCCAAGAAGCCGUCGUGUGAAGAGUCCUGCGGAGUCCUUCCCGUCUGGGCCUGCAGCGCCAUUUUAUUUAUAUUUUUUAAUAAAAAAAAAAAAUAAAAACAGAAACAAACAAACAAAAAAACCAGAAUCUCAUUGAAACAGUGAAUCAGUCCCAUGUUAUAGGGCCCAUUGGCCGUCACUGUCUUUGGGUGACGCCCACGCCCUCUUGAAACCAGCCAAUUUAAUUACCUGUACUGUGGAAAAGAGCAUGAGUCCCCCAACCCAUUGUUUCUAUACAUUCUACGUUGUCUUUUAAAACUUGUGCUUAACAUUGACACAAUAAAUGUUGGAGCUUUA
Messenger RNA from Phascolarctos cinereus (koala), 3303 nucleotides. RefSeq names its product BCL11 transcription factor A (gene BCL11A). NCBI's taxonomy places the organism in Eukaryota, Metazoa, Chordata, Mammalia, Diprotodontia, Phascolarctidae. Gene Ontology annotation, biological process: negative regulation of dendrite development; regulation of transcription by RNA polymerase II. Gene Ontology annotation, cellular component: nucleus. Gene Ontology annotation, molecular function: DNA-binding transcription factor activity; RNA polymerase II cis-regulatory region sequence-specific DNA binding. The record is from RefSeq and is a predicted model, not a curated record.